UGAUAUUUUGAUUAUUGUAGUUCCGGCGAAGUACAGCAACGAAACCGACCACGGGGGUCGCACGCGGAGUACCGAUACGCGUGUACAGUGCGUUCGGAUACUACAAAUAACUAUUUUUUUAAACCUUACCCGAUUGCAUUUGCGAUUGAAUCGGAAUCCUACGAAUAGUAUCGCGUGCUUUGUGUCAUACGUUGGAUAACACUACUUGGGUGUGCCGAAACAUUGAUAAAUAUGGCGAACAGUAUAGCACCAGAUUCAUGGGAACAGCAGGCGGAUAACGGAGACAUCGUGCCCGCUCAGGAUAAGUCCAUCGAAAGCAAAUUUUCAACUUUGAAUGUGAAUGCUGCGGAAUUCGUGCCUUCCUUCUGCAUAAAUUCUUCAACGCAGAAUAGCUCCACGGCCGACAGUCCUUGUGCUGUCACUGCUGUGUUGAAUACUGUAACCACUUCUAUUCCUUCUGAAAUACAUCAUGGAAAUUCUACUCCUACGAUUCUACCUGAUCCAAUUGGCAGUAGAGUAGAAGAACCACCUGCUGGAGGAGGGGCACCACCUCCAAAUGUUACGGAUCCAAUAAAUACGAGUCCUGAACAUCAACCUGCAGAUUCUUGGGAAGAAGCAGCUGUAGAUGGUGAUCCUUUGUUAACUCCUGAAAAUGAAGAGGCUGACAAUGAGGAGGAUGAAGAAAUGGUUGUUAAAGUACCUAAAAAAAAACCUAUUAAGGUUGCAGAAGAUACUAAAAGCAAAAAAGAACAUGUCAAUGUUGUUUUUAUAGGUCACGUAGAUGCAGGGAAAUCAACAAUUGGUGGCCAAAUUAUGGCACUUACAGGAAUGGUGGAUAAGCGUACCUUAGAGAAGUAUGAAAGAGAAGCAAAGGAAAGAAGCAGAGAAACAUGGUACUUAAGUUGGGCUUUGGAUACAAACCAAGAAGAAAGAGAGAAGGGAAAAACGGUAGAAGUGGGUAGAGCGUAUUUUGAAACAGAAAGAAAGCAUUUUACGAUACUGGAUGCUCCUGGACAUAAAAGCUUUGUACCCAAUAUGAUUGGCGGAGCAGCGCAAGCUGACCUUGCGGUUUUAGUUAUAUCUGCGAGAAAAGGUGAAUUCGAAACAGGCUUUGAUAGAGGUGGCCAAACGCGGGAACAUGCUAUGCUGGCUAAAACUGCAGGGGUUAAACAUUUGGUAGUGUUAGUAAAUAAAAUGGAUGACCCAACGGUAGAAUGGGACGAAGGAAGAUAUAAUGAAUGCAGAGAUAAGAUACUGCCAUAUCUUCGUAAAUUAGGGUUUAAUCCUGCAAAGGAUCUUACAUUUAUGCCAGUAUCUGGUCAACUUGGCAUUGGUCUCAAAGAUCCUAUACCUGAACAUCUAUGUAAUUGGUAUAGUGGACCUCCAUUCAUACCUUUUAUUGAUUCUUUACCUUCAUUAAAUCGUAAAAGCAAUGGACCGUUUAUUAUGCCAAUUGUUGAUAAAUAUAAAGAUAUGGGUACGGUUGUUAUGGGAAAGGUUGAAGCUGGGGAAGCCAAAAAGGGUCAGUCAUUAUUAGUUAUGCCGAAUAGGACGGCAGUAACUGUUGAUCAAUUAUGGUCAGAUGACGAAGAAGUAACGUCGGUUGGACCCGGAGAAAACGUUAAAAUUAAACUGAAAGGUAUCGAAGAAGAAGAUGUGAGUCCCGGAUUUGUUUUAUGCGACAGUAACAACCCUAUUAAAACUGGAAAAGUUUUUGAUGCUCAAGUUGUUAUUUUGGAGCAUAAGAGCAUUAUUUGUGCUGGAUAUAGCGCAGUGAUGCACAUUCAUUGUGCUGCAGAAGAAGUGACGGUGAAGGCAUUGAUCUGCUUGGUAGAUAAGAAGACUGGCGAUAAAAGUAAAACGAGACCAAGGUUCGUUAAGCAAGACCAAGUGGCAAUUAUGAGAAUCGAAUGUGCAGGAGUUAUAUGUCUCGAAAGAUUCAAAUUAUUUCCGCAAAUGGGACGGUUUACUCUUAGAGAUGAAAAUAAAACAAUUGCCAUCGGUAAGGUGCUGAAAGUGGUGGAAUAAAAUGUUCAUCCGUAAUCACGAAGUAAGGAUAUAAACCAAGGAUAUGAUACAAGGAAACCAAACCGGCAUAAUGGACUAUUCCCGAAUGUUAGCUAAUGUAACAUACACUCAUUUAUGCAAAAGGUUCUGCAUAUGACGGUACACGCGCGUACAUAUGAAUAGAGAUGUGGACAUCAGAGCUGGGAAAGUAUGACCUAAAUUGGAAAAUAGACUCCAUCGCAAAAGAAAAAUAAGGAAACAAAUACGACUUGAGAGCGUGUGUUCCUUUUAUUAGAUAAAAAAGUUGGUGGCACUGGAGGGUUAUUCCUUGCAUCGCGGUAUAAGUAAUAUACAAUACUAACAGACUCUCCUCUUGACAAUGUAAAACACGAUAUUUUUAUUCGUCUGAGGUGCAAAACAUAAUUGAGAGCGAACGAGAGAAUCAAUAUCGAUGGCAGAGUAAGAAUAAGAAAUAUGAUUAAUAUUAUAAUAAUUAUUAAAUAAUUAUUAAAUUGGUGGUAAGAGGUGAAAAAGAAAUUUAUCAAAUAAAUCAACAAAUUAGUGUUACACAACAAUUUAUAAUUAUAAAAUUAAUAUUAUUAUUAUUAUUAUUACGAUUAUUAUUAUACUGUUUCUUAUUUUAUUGUCAUUAAAAACAAAUUUGCAACACAAAUCUGCUCUGGUAAUUUUGAUAGGUCUCUCACAUACAUGUUAAUUUUGUUUGGGAGUGGGAAAUAUGUGAUAUUCCUCAAAGUUGAUAUUUUUCGUGGGAUGCAGAGUGAAAGAUAUCAGAUUGUCGGUAUAACAUGAUUAAAACUUACAGGUUUUGAAUUAUUAGCAAAAAAUUGUAAUUUGUUAUACAUAUAGUUAUGUAGUUACGAGCCUACCGCAAAUUUUAUAGUUUAUCUAUAUUCUUGUAAGUACUGAGAAUUUUUAACUAUAGAUAUUGCAAAAAUAUCCUUAUCGCAUCUUACUAUAUUAUUUAUAAAGAAAGUAAUAAGAAUAUAACUGCUACAUCUUAGAUCAUGCUUUAAAGAUCUUUAAAUAGAAAGACACUGAAGUGUGAUUAUAUACAUGUAAUUGCAUGCAAUCUAUUUUGCUAAUAUUCGCAAAUAUUAUUACAUAAUUUUAUUGUUACCAUUGUAAACAUAUCAGUUUCCAUUUUUAAAUUAUUAGUUAUGAUAAAAUUGUAACACGUUGAGUUUUACUAUAACAAAUAUCUUACAUUUUAGUCUUGCUUGCAAUUAUAGUGAAUAAUGUAAAUUUUAUUAUAUAUAAAUCUAAAUGUGACAAUUGUAAAUUUAAGUUAAUUUUUUUAAUUACAAUUAUAAAUUAGAUCAUGAAACAAUCAAGAAAAUAAUAGAUUUUAUAAGAAUCAUACGACAUGUUACUUAUUUCAUGAUAUACAGUCCGUUUGAUUUUUGAAUAAUUUAAAAUGGUUUGCCUAACAAUAUAUUAUUAACAAUGUUUAAGCAUAUAUAUAAUGUUUAAAGUUACUAAAUCAAAAUAUAACCAAUAAUUUAAUUGAAUUUUUUUGUGAAAUAACUAUGAUAUGAGUAAUGAAAUUGUGCAGAUAUAAUUACAUAUUGGCAGCUUUUAUUAUAAACAAUUAAUUCUAUAUAAAAUGGAAAAUUAUAGAUGAAAAAUAUGUUUAAUUCAUCUUAAUUUAUAAUAUAUACUUUUAUGAUCUUAUCUGUCUAUGUGUAUACAUGUUCCUAAAAUAAAAAAUUCAAGUAUUUUAUUUUGCCAAGCUAUAUUAAAGAUUCUAGUAUGACGAAUAAAAAUGAUACAUUUGUUUAUCAAUAAAACAUCAAUACUUACAAGAACAGAAUAGAUCAUGAAAAACUAGAAUUGCUAAGUAAUUUGUUACUAUUUUUUGCUAAUAAAACAAAACCGAUGUAUCCGCUGCA
Messenger RNA from Vespa mandarinia (Asian giant hornet), 3917 nucleotides. It is a transcript of the gene eRF3, whose product is annotated as eukaryotic translation release factor 3. NCBI's taxonomy places the organism in Eukaryota, Metazoa, Arthropoda, Insecta, Hymenoptera, Vespidae. Gene Ontology annotation, biological process: nuclear-transcribed mRNA catabolic process, deadenylation-dependent decay; translational termination. Gene Ontology annotation, molecular function: translation release factor activity; GTP binding; GTPase activity. The record is from RefSeq and is a predicted model, not a curated record.